Messenger RNA from Argentina anserina (silverweed cinquefoil), 603 nucleotides. RefSeq names its product V-type proton ATPase subunit e1-like. Gene Ontology annotation, biological process: proton transmembrane transport. Lineage: Eukaryota; Viridiplantae; Streptophyta; Magnoliopsida; Rosales; Rosaceae. The record is from RefSeq and is a predicted model, not a curated record. The coding region runs from base 172 to 384 and encodes 70 amino acids. Gene Ontology annotation, cellular component: proton-transporting V-type ATPase, V0 domain. Gene Ontology annotation, molecular function: proton-transporting ATPase activity, rotational mechanism. The transcript is spliced from 4 exons.
CGAAUGAUCAUGGUGACGGCCCAAUGUUUUUAAUUUUAUUUUAUUUUCACUCGAAACAAUACUUGGGAGGAGAAGUUGCUGCUCUUCUUUCAUAUCUAGACAACCAAAUCGAUCGAGAUCAGCUUCUACUUGUUUUGGAUUGAAUUGCCUGAAGAAUCUGUCAAAGUCGUAAUGGGUUUCGGGGUGACUACUCUAAUCUUUGCAAUGGUGGGCAUAAUUGCUUCGCUCAUGGUCAGAAUCUGCUGCAGCAGAGGCGCUUCUGCUAAUUUGCUCCACCUUACAUUAGUUAUCACUGCAGUCGUGUGUUGCUGGAUGAUGUGGGCAAUUGUAUACGUCGCGCAAAUGAAACCUCUUAUUGUUCCAAUCCUAAGUGAAGGAGAAUAAGGUGAAUACGCAACGAUGCUCUUGCAGAUCAGGUCACUCGUCAUUCUUUCAGACUUUCCAUUUGGGAUGUCUAUGUAUAAUUUGGAAGAUAGUUGGAUUCUAAGUGGCUUAGUGCUGUUGUUUGAUGCAUUUAUUUCAUCCUUGGAACAAGUUGACAGAGCAUUCUGUGUACCUCACUCAUUAUGAAUGAAAUAAAGAAUCAAAUUCUUCUGUAUGUAA